GUGGCGGGAGAUUGGCGGGCGCCAUGGAGCGGCUGCGGGACGUGAGGACGAGACUGCAGGAGUGGGAGCGCGCGUUCCGGCAGCAGCGCGGGCGGAAGCCGGGACAGGAGGACGUGGCGGCGGCGCCGGAGGAAACCCGCGCGCUCUACCGCGAGUACCGCGCCCUGAAGGGGGCCUUGCGCCAUGCCGUCAGCGGCGACGCCCAGCAGCCGCUUCCCGCAGCGGCAGAGGAGGUGUCAGAGCCCAGCUGCUGGGGGACCCACCUGAAUCGGGCUGCAACCCAGAGUCCCGGUCCUACUGCCAGACCCAGGUCGCAGAAGUCCCUGCAGGACUACGGGAAGAGGCUUAAGGCCAAUUUAAAGGGUGCUCUGCAGGUUGGGCCAACCCCGAGCCGAAUACCGCGGCCCCCACGAAGACCCACAUCUGAGAUACCUUCCUCAGGGUCACCAGGCACAGAGUCUGUUCCUGGCUCUCCAGAAGAAGCCAGCAGGGUGUCCCUGCCAUCUCCUGUGUCCCAGCUGAGGCCAGGCCGGCUCCAGCAACUCCAGGCAUCCCUCAGCUUGCGGCUAAGUUCCCUGGACCCUGGCUGGCUACAGCGGUGUCACAGUGAGGCCCUCCAGCCCAGCCUGGGUGCAGAGAAGUCUCAGCCCCUGCGUUCAGCUGCUUCCCCUGUCCUCAGUUCCAGCACUGUCCACAAAGCACCAUCACAGGCUUCAGAAGCACCAGUUCUACAAGCAGCUAGAGUUAGGACAGGGACCCCCCAGCCUGACUACGGUCAAGGCAAGAAGCGGAGAUGGAGUGGAGAGUCAGAUGGGAGUCCUGUGCCAGGCCAGCAGGAUGACAGCCAAGUGGGAUCCCUGCCUGAGGGAGCCAGGGCUGCGGAGCACAAGGAAGAGCCCAGAAGGGCACAACCCACCAGGCUAGCUGCCCAGGGCGGAGGCAACUAUGUGCGACUCAACAUGAAGAGGAAGUGCUACGUGCGGGGACUGGCCUUACGUGGCAGGUUCCUCCGCAAGCAGAUGUGGAAACAAAAGUGGCAGAAGAAAGAGGAAUACCUUGGCAGGCGUCAGCCCAGGAGCACAGAUGGGAAUUGCUGCUUUCAGUGUGGGAAGCUGGGCCACUGGGCAUCACAGUGUUCCCAGCCAGAACCAGCUGUCACCUCACAGAAGGUGGGUGGUGAGAAAGAAGGUGCCACACAGACUCUGCCCACCUUGGGAGAAACAGCCCAGCAGACAAACAAUUCCUGCCCCCUCCCUGACGAGGAAGGGACAGAGCUUAUGGGGCCUAAACUGUCUGUGCCCAUGGAGCAACCUGUGCCCGAGGCACCUUGCCCGCCCCCUGCCGUGCCACCACUCUACCCACUGGGGCCCUCAGGGCAAGUGGCAGAGACACCAGUGGAGGUAUUCCAGGCCCUAGAGCACCUGGGGCACCAAACCUUCCGGCCUGGGCAGGAACAGGUGAUCAUGAGAAUCCUGUCUGGUGUCUCCACGCUGCUGGUGCUGCCCACAGGCGCUGGCAAGUCCCUGUGCUACCAGCUCCCUGCACUGCUGUACGCCCGACGCAGCUCCUGCCUUACACUGGUUGUCUCUCCGCUCCUGUCACUCAUGGAUGACCAGGUGUCUGGCCUGCCCCCUGGCCUGAAGGCGGCCUGCCUGCACUCCGGUAUGACCAGAAAGCAGCGGGACUCAGUCCUGCAGAAGGUUCAGGCAGCCCAGGUACAUGUGCUGCUGCUGUCUCCCGAGGCUCUGGUUGGGAGCUGGAGACCUGGGAGCCUGCCCCAGCUGCCUCCCAUUGCCUUUGCCUGCCUGGAUGAGGCUCACUGUCUCUCUCAGUGGUCUCACAACUUCCGGCCAUGCUACCUACGUGUCUGCAAGGUGCUUCGGGAACGCCUGGGUGUGCGCUGCUUCCUGGGGCUCACAGCCACGGCCACACGCAGCACCGCCCGCGAUGUGGCUCAUCACCUGGGAAUAGCUGAGGAUCCCAGCCUCAGGGAGUCAGCUGCCAUCCCCAGCAACCUGCACCUCUCUGUGUCCAUGGACAGGGACCCCGACCAGGCGCUGGUGACGCUACUGCAGAGCGACCGCUUCCGCACUCUCAACUCUGUCAUUGUGUACUGCAACCGGCGUGAGGACACGGAGCGUGUGGCUGCUCUACUGCGCACCUGCCUGCGUGGGGACCGAGGGCCGGGGUCCAGGGGGGAGGCAGUGGCCGAAGCCUACCACGCCGGCAUGUGUGCUCGGGAGCGGCGGCGGGUGCAGCGGGCCUUCAUGGAGGGCCGGCUGCUGGUGGUGGUGGCCACCGUUGCCUUUGGGAUGGGCUUGGACCGGCCGGAUGUGCGAGCUGUGCUGCACCUCGGGCUGCCCGCAAGUCUGGAGAGUUACGUGCAGGCCGUGGGCCGGGCCGGGCGUGACAGGCAGCCUGCACAAUGCCACUUGUUCCUGCAGCCGCAGGGCGAGGACCUUCGGGAGCUGCGCCGGCACGUGCACGCCCAGGCCCUGGACUUCCUGACUGUGAAGAGGCUGGUGCAGCAUGCCUUCCCACCCUGCUCGUGCCCCCGGCCGACCCCAGACCAGGAGGGGAACAAGGGCCAGGGGAGGUGUGAGGCUGGUGCCCCUGCAGGUGCGUCCUCGGCGGAGAAUGAGCAGCCCAGUCAGGCGCACAUGACCCGGUGCCCAGGCCACAGGCGCGCACUCCCAGUGGAGCAGAUGGUGCAGGCCCUGGACUUGCCCGAGGAGGGUGAGUACUUAGAGCUGGGCAUAGGGUGUCACCAAGCCCCCACAUUCCUGAGCCCUGCUUUGUCCCCAGCUAUUGAAACCCUUCUGACCUACCUGGAGCUGCACCCACAGCACUGGCUAGAGCUGCUGACACCCACCUAUGCCCACUGCUGCCUGCGCUGCCCAGGGGGCUCCACCCAGCUCCAGGCCCUGGCGCAAAGGUGUCCCCCCCUGGCUGUGCACUUGGCCCGACAACCACCAGAAGACACAGAUGGACGACAUGUGUCUGUGGAGUUUGAUGUGGUGGAGCUGGCAGACUCAAUGGGCUGGGAGCUGGGUCCUGUGCGGCGGGCUCUCCACCAGCUGCAGUGGAACCCAGCAACCAGGACAGGUGCACCUCAAGGCAACAGGAUGCUGCUGGAGUUCCAGGAACUGGCCUUCCAUCUGCACAGCCCCGGGGACCUGACAGCUGAGGAGAGAGACCAGAUCUGUAGCUUCCUUUAUGGCCGAGUGCAGGCUCGGGAGCGGGAAGCCCUGGCCCGCCUACGCCGCACCUUCCAGAUCUUUCACAGCGUGGCUUUCCCCAGCUGUGGGCCAUGCCUGGAGCAGCCAGAUGAGGAACGCAGUGCCAGACUCAAGGCCAUGCUAAGCCUCUACUUUGAGGAAGAGGAAAAGGGGCCAGCAAACCUGGAGCAGGAGCAGGGCCUGGAGCCUGGACAGGUCACGCUCCAAGACUGGGAGGACCAGGUCCGGCGUGAUAUCCACCAGUUGCUGUCCUCGUGGCCUGAGCAGAAGUUCACUGGCAGGGCUGUGGCCCGAAUCUUCCAUGGCAUCGGGAGCCCAUGCUAUCCAGCCCAGGUGUAUGGGCGGGACCGGCGCUUCUGGAGGAAGUACCUGCACCUGAGUUUCCAUGGCCUGAUGCAGCUGGCUACAGCGGAGAUCCUGGCAUGGGGCCACUGAUCACCACCUGGGGUGGCCUGCCUCCUGCAUCACAGGCAGGCUGGCUGCAGUGGCUCAUAAGAGACAGGGGUAAUCUGUGACCAAGAUAGCUACUGUCCCCAAGAGUGUGGGGUCAGGAGGCCCCAAAAUGUAGAAUGAAAGAUGUUUGUGGGACUGGGCAGAGCCUGACCUAUAGCACCAACCUAAGGGCCCAGAGGCUACAGGGCCAAUUCCCAGCAAAACUUUAGCACAGAGCUGAGACCUGCUCCUGUCCUUUCCCAUCUCUCCUUUCCUAUCUGUCUCCUUCUCUCUCUCUCUCGAUAAAUCUUGGUUAGGGGCCGGGUGGUGGCACACCUGUUUGAGCGCACGUUACAGUGCACAGGACCCAGGUUUGAGUCCCCAGUGAAGCAGGGCUGCAGGUGUCUCUCUGUCUCUAUCUCCCCCUUCCCUCUCGAUUUCUGGUUGUAUCUACCCAAUAAAUAAAUUAAUUAUCUAAAUUUAAAAAAUAAAUCUUUUUUAAAAUG
Erinaceus europaeus (western European hedgehog) is the source of this 4177-nucleotide messenger RNA. It is a transcript of the gene RECQL4, whose product is annotated as RecQ like helicase 4. The record is from RefSeq and is a predicted model, not a curated record. Gene Ontology annotation, biological process: DNA replication; double-strand break repair via homologous recombination; telomere maintenance. The transcript has 22 exons. NCBI's taxonomy places the organism in Eukaryota, Metazoa, Chordata, Mammalia, Eulipotyphla, Erinaceidae. Bases 24 to 3674 code for a protein of 1216 amino acids. Gene Ontology annotation, molecular function: ATP binding; nucleic acid binding; zinc ion binding. Gene Ontology annotation, cellular component: nucleus; chromosome; cytoplasm.